GGUAAGACGGCAUACGAUACGACUAGACUGGCCAAGAUGCACCCAAGAAGCCCCCAAGAACUCGUGAAGCUACUAUUAUCAACCUAAUCCAGGCAGGUGAGGCUUUCCCCGGACCACAUGGUUAAGUCUUGGAAUCGGGGCAUGACGGAUUGGUUAGUUGCGCAAACCUACUUGCCAACAACGGCAUGCAUGGACCUCAGCAAGUUGAUGGGACAGAUUAGGGAAAAGGCCCACAGCGCAUAAAACGUGGAGGAACCACGUGCAAUGGUUAUCCCACGAAAACGAGACUCUGGAGGUGGGUGGGUGCUUUGCUACCACAGCGUUCUGGUCCCUCAUACCAGUGACUUAGGGCGCUCGGCUAACCUGUGGAGAUCCUGGGGUCGGUGUUUCUACGGUGUCGGAUCAACCCCCGCAGGCAAAGCAGUACGAGUGGUUGGAAAAUCAGCCUCUGGAGGAAACAAAACAACGAUUCCACGCAUCAUGGUAUCAUCAAAAACGCGGCCGGGAAACGGGCGCGACCGGGUGUUCAUGUCGGCGCAUCUUGAACAGACGCGCAGUUGCGUCAAGCAGCGCGCAAGGAAUCAAAGGCUUCGCUUCGUACGCUUCUAUGAUGCUUGGGCGUUGCGGCGUCGAGAAAAUACGCUCAUCACCGUCACCUCCAAGUGUAACCUCCGCGGCUUGAUUGCAUUCAACUCGCUGGUCAAGAAAGGCAUGGCAAGCCACCAAGGUCUUGGGCGGUGAUUGGGGCGAAACGCCAAGUCAGCGGAAGCGGGGGUGUUGUUGGUGUUGAGACCAGGAACGUAUUAUUGCAGUCGUAUGAGCAGAAGCUGAAGACGAAGAAUGUUCGAAGUUCGGCGCACGCGAUGAAAGAGCCAAGUAGAGCGAGAUUGAUCUCCGGUUUGGCAAGGCUUGGUAGUCAGAGAAGGG
Aaosphaeria arxii CBS 175.79 is the source of this 927-nucleotide messenger RNA. RefSeq lists its product as uncharacterized. Bases 265 to 741 code for a protein of 158 amino acids. The record is from RefSeq and is a predicted model, not a curated record. Lineage: Eukaryota; Fungi; Ascomycota; Dothideomycetes; Pleosporales. The transcript has a single exon.